AUGGUGCAAGUCAAAGAAUGUGAUCCUAACAUGGAAAAGGGGGUUUUACUUUCUUUGAGUCCUCCGGUAUCGGAUAGCAGUGGAGAUAACACAGCUCUCAAGCCAGCCUCUGCUCAACUGAGAAUGACAGGCCCUACGAGACGAUCAACAAAGGGAGGCUGGACAGAGGAAGAGGAUAGAAUUCUAGCAGAUGCUGUCGAGAAGCACAAUGGCAAGAACUGGAAAAGGAUUGCUGAAUGUGUUCGUGGCAGAACAGAUGUUCAGUGCCUUCAUCGCUGGCAGAAAGUCCUCUCACCUGAUCUUGUUAAAGGAUUUUGGUCUAAGGAGGAAGAUGAUCUAAUAAUUGAGUUAGUCGCAAAGCAGGGGAAUAAGAAAUGGUCUGAAAUAGCAAAGUCCUUGCCAGGCCGUAUAGGCAAGCAAUGUCGAGAGAGGUGGCACAACCAUUUAAAUCCAGAUAUAAAAAGAACUGCAUGGACAAAUGAAGAAGAAAAGAUUCUAAUUGAGUCGCAUAAAGCCUAUGGGAACAAAUGGGCUGAAAUAGCAAAGCUUCUGCCUGGAAGGACAGAAAAUUCAAUAAAGAACCACUGGAACUGCUCAGUUAAGAAAAAAUUAGAGCUACGCUCAUUCCAUAUAUCUAAUAUGGAAAGUCAUAAAAUAAAAGCAGGAGUCAGAAAGACAGAGGCGGUAAGACAAAGUCUUGAUCGGAUAGCCAACUUCGAUAAAAAUGUGGAAACUUGUUCAAUUAAUCUUGAUCUGGUUCUUGGAACUCCUAAAGGAAGGGAGAUCCAGAUAAAAUCUUUGGACAAAGGAAAUCGCGGUUGGCUUACAAAAGGAGCUGGUGCAGAUAAUAUGAUCAAAUCAUCACCUAGUAACCUUUAUUACGAUAGAGCUGCAGCUGCAUAUGGUCUAAAUGUUGAACAACGGAAAGAAAUUUAUCAUAACUAUGGCAGGUUGAGAGACUCGCAUUAUUUAUCUGCUAAACAAUCAAUCAAAGCUUGCACUACUUCUUCCUGUGAUCUUUGGGGUUUUCCCUAUUUUCAUGGAAAGAAUCAUAAACCCAAUCACCCUAUGAGUUUGUUGAAUAAUUGCUCAGAUUCUUUUGACUACAAUAGAGGAGCUGGAAAUUUUCUCAAGAAACCAGAUCGUCCUAUUACAGUUGAGAGAUUACAUGAAUCUUGUAAAGUAUCACAAGCUUAUGAGGAAACUAAAGAUGCUGGUGGAGCUACUGAGCAUUCAGAGGCUUCAAACCCUGGUUGCUUGUGCUAUAGGCCACUCCAACAAGAGGAUUUGAACUAUUUUUUAAAAAAUGGUGAAUUCCCAAGCACAGAUAGUUACAUCCAGACAGCAUUUAGUUCAGUUUCCUUAUGCACCCCACCAAGCCAAGACAGAGGAAUAUCUGUUGAUUGUAAUGAUCCAGAUUCCACAUUGAGAAGUGCAGCAAGGACUUUUAAGAGUUCGCCAUCUAUCCUAAGAAAACGAAGACAUCCAAUUUCCAGACAAAGUCUCAACUCAGAGCAUCACUAUGUCAUCUCAGAAGAAAUUAGCAAUAACUCCAGAAACAGCCUCAACAUUCUAAGUCCAUGUGGUGAGACAAAAUUCCAUUGCAUGGCUCGAUCAAAUGUCAAAAAACUUUUCCUCUCUCCUCAAAAGUCUCAGAAGCUUUAGCUUCUUAUCUGCUGGUGUGAAUUGUGGUUGAGUGACUUGGCAUGGUAAUUUUGUUCAAGUCUUAUCAGAAUGUUUUGUCUAGACACCAUGCAGCGCGUUCAUCAGACAGCUUUUAACCUGUU
Molecule: messenger RNA, 1787 nt
Organism: Rosa chinensis
Lineage: Eukaryota; Viridiplantae; Streptophyta; Magnoliopsida; Rosales; Rosaceae
Product: transcription factor MYB3R-3-like
Exons: 8
Coding region: 1-1665 (554 amino acids)
Biological process (GO): regulation of DNA-templated transcription
Cellular component (GO): nucleus
Molecular function (GO): DNA-binding transcription factor activity, RNA polymerase II-specific; RNA polymerase II cis-regulatory region sequence-specific DNA binding
Source: RefSeq, a predicted model, not a curated record